Achroia grisella is the source of this 1666-nucleotide messenger RNA. RefSeq lists its product as uncharacterized. The record is from RefSeq and is a predicted model, not a curated record. The transcript has 4 exons. Lineage: Eukaryota; Metazoa; Arthropoda; Insecta; Lepidoptera; Pyralidae. The coding region runs from base 351 to 1331 and encodes 326 amino acids.
ACGUAUAUUUGCUUUUGUGAAAAUUGUGAAUCAGGUGGACACUUACAUCUUAAUAUUAGUUAAUAUAUUUGCGAAUGUUUAUAUAACACGCACCCGUAAGAUGAAUUCUAUAAUAUCUGAUGAUAUGACCCGAGAUCAUUUGGCAUUAGAAGCAGCAAAGUGUAUUGAAAACAUAUUUACAAACAACCAAAACGUUAGAACUUUACAUAAAGACUUGCUGGAAAUAAACCUUUCGAUCACAGCGUACUUAUUAGAGAGUAAACGACGCUUGAAAGAGCUCCGAUUGGAAUUGGCACACGAAGCAAAGAGCUCACAAAGGGUUGUAGAAAUACUGUCUGAAAAAUUGUAAAAUGUCUAAAUUACCACACAUGCAAUGCAAUUCAUCCCAAAUGAAUAAAGACGAGUCACAAAACAAAUAUAGUUAUACAAAAUUCACUGAACACCACCAAGCUAGGACUUUCAUAAAUUGGUACAAACACAUGAUUGACAAUGAAAGACAGAAUCUCUGCUUGUACCUUGCUGAUGAUGCCAUUCUAGAGUGGUUUGGUAGAACUAUAAAAACUAGGAAAAAGCUGUCUGCGUUUCUCAAACAUGAUAUGCAGUGUUCAAGGCAUGAUCUUACUACUGUAGAAAGUAUAAACAAGAUUGAAUUUAGGCAGGGCAGGAUCUCCAGAAAAGAUGAUAAUCCAAUUGCCAGUCCGCUUAACUCUCCUGACAUAAAAAAUUGUAAAAGAAGUCUCAAAACUACUUGCAACAGUCCUGAAUGGGCAGAGGGGUGUAAUCCACAAGAUGAUAUAAAAGAGUUGGAUUUUGUUAACAAGCGUCUAAAAAGACAUCAUGUUGAACAUCUCAAUCAUAAUGAUGAAGAUGUGGUACAUAUGAAAAAUGGACUCAAAAGAGAAUGUAGUGCAGAUGAAGGUGUAGAGGUAAAUAGUAAAGGUGACAGUGUGCUUAGGAGACGAGUGAAACGAAAAUGUGUGCUGGUCACACCUCCAAACUGCGAAGUGGGGCAAGGAGAUUGUUUGCCUUCUACAAGUGGGGCAGAUUCUGAUAGAUCCCAUGAUACACUCAAUGCCCAACUACCUAAGCUAGCUGUUGAAUGCAAUGGUUACAUAGAAUUUGCCAGAUCAAGAAAUAGUAGGAGCACAGAUACAAUGAAAUGGGAUAGAAAGUGUAAAAUCCAGAUUAGUUAUUCACAAGACCCGUUAAACAUUGGUGAGUAUAUCAUAUGGGCAUUGAUAUAUUCUGGUGAAAGUAAAUGCAGGAGAAAUCUUUUAGCUGCCUUUGAAGAGGCUGCUAAAGAAGAGGCUUUGCCAAAUUUUAAUGAUUAGCAUUAUUUAAUACUGCCAAUAUCAAAAUAAUAUUUACAUUAAAAUAUUUGACUUUUCAACAUUUGACAAAUUCGACUUUUUAAUGAAUUUUAUUGAUUAUUUCAUGAUGUUUAAUGUGGUGACAAAUAAAGAUGUUGUGUCACAUUAUGAUGUAAUGGCGCCCUUCACAUAUAUAGCCGACAUCCACAACUUACUAUCAGGUGGGCAGCCUGCUUUUUUUUCAUUCCAAUUGUAUUAAAAAAUAGUUUCACAGCUAAAGUUAAAUUCUACAUGUUCUCAUAGAUAGCUUGAACAAUUGGGUCACCAGACAGGCCAACAGACUUGGUCAAGUUUUU